Triticum turgidum subsp. durum (durum wheat) is the source of this 1227-nucleotide messenger RNA. Lineage: Eukaryota; Viridiplantae; Streptophyta; Magnoliopsida; Poales; Poaceae. The record is from the annotation of a GenBank genome assembly.
AUGGAGCGGAGGCGCCCGCAGAUCGCGCCGUCGCCGCCGGUGUCGCGGCGGAAGGCCGCGGCGGCGGCGAGCCAGGAGUGGCUGGUGGUGCCGGCGGCGGGCGAGCGGCGCGCGGGGGAGUUCGGGAGGCACCGGAUCAUGGAGAUGACGGGGCUCCCGGCCCGCGACCUCCGCAUGCUCGACCCGCUCCUCGCCUACCCGUCCACCAUCCUCGGCCGCGACCGCGCCAUCGUCGUCAACCUCGAGUACGUCAGGGCCAUCGUCACCGCCGCCGAGGUGCUCGUCCGCGACCCCAGCAACCCGCGCCUCCGCCCCUUCCUCCAAGAACUCCACGCCCGCCUCGCGCUCCCGGAUGCGGCUACCACGACUCCGGCAACAACCGACGGCGGUGAUGAUCAGGGCAACGUGCCAAUCUCCGGCAGCGCCAAGAUCCCGCCCUUCGAGUUCAAGGUGCUCGAGGUCUGCCUCGAACACACAUCCAAGUGCAUGGAAACCGAGACGUCGGUCCUCGAGAGCGAGGCGUAUCCGGCCUUGGACGAGCUGACCACCAAGGUUAGCACGAGCAACCUGGACGACGUCAGGCAGAUCAAGAACCGCCUGGUCCAGCUAUCAGGCCGCGUGCAGAAGGUGAGAGAUGAUAUCGAGCACUUGCUAGACGACCACACGGAUAUGUGCGAGAUGUAUCUGACGAGGAAGCUUGCGUUUCAAGGAGUCAACAACGAGUCGUCGGUUAAUGUGGAUUCCAACAAGCAUGCAUUCCCUGAUCAAGAUCAUGAUCAUGAGAAGGAGGAAGAAGACCGUGGCGGUGAUACGGCGAGCUCCCAUGGAAGUUCUGCUUGUGUUAAGCACGUUGAAGAGUUGGAAAUGCUUCUUGAAGCUUACUUCGUGGAGUUCGAUGGCACGCUGAACAAGUUAUGCCAUCUCCGCGACUAUGUGGACAACACUGAAAACUACAUCAACCUGAUGCUGGACAAGAAACAGAACCAACUGCUGCAGAUGGGCGUGAUGCUCACGACGGCGACCGUGGUGGUCACCGCGGGCAUCGUCGUCGUGAGCUUGUUCGGCAUGAACAUCCACAUCGAGCUGAUGGCGGAUCCGGAGACCCCCGAGAUGGCGAGGAUCAAGAACAUGAAGUUCUGGGAGACCACCUGGGGCACCGUCGCCGGCUGCGCCGCCAUAUACCUCUUGGCCAUCUAUGCAGGGAAGAAGAGCAAAUAUUUGCAGUGA